This is a messenger RNA of Dendronephthya gigantea, 510 nucleotides long. Its product is annotated as DNA-directed RNA polymerase III subunit RPC10-like. Gene Ontology annotation, cellular component: RNA polymerase III complex. The coding region runs from base 167 to 493 and encodes 108 amino acids. The transcript has 3 exons. Gene Ontology annotation, molecular function: nucleic acid binding; DNA-directed RNA polymerase activity; zinc ion binding. Lineage: Eukaryota; Metazoa; Cnidaria; Anthozoa; Malacalcyonacea; Nephtheidae. Gene Ontology annotation, biological process: termination of RNA polymerase III transcription; DNA-templated transcription. The record is from RefSeq and is a predicted model, not a curated record.
AGCUUGAAAUUGUUUUGAAAGUCGGCAGCAAAUAUAAAUUGCGAUAGGAAAUGUUUUAUUCAUAAAAUUAAGCAGGUUUUGUGGUGGCUUUAACACAGUUGACUACCUGGAAGUGUGUGGUAUACGUUUAUGAUAGUUUUAUAACUUUACGGGAAACGGAGAAAGCAUGUUGCUAUUUUGUCCUACCUGUUCAAACGUUUUGUCCGUUGAAGAAUCUACGGGAAAAACACUGUACAGAUUCGCUUGUCCAACUUGUCCGUAUGUUUAUAACAUCUCUAAAAAGGUUGGAAGCAAAGUUUAUCCAAAAUUAAAAGAGGUAGAUGAUGUACUUGGUGGCAAAGCAGCGUGGGAAAAUGUCGACUCCACCCAAGAGCGGUGUCCGAAGUGUGAACAUGAUCGAGCCUAUUUCAUGCAAAUGCAGACACGUUCUGCGGAUGAACCCAUGACCACCUUCUAUAAAUGUUGUGAUUGUGGCCACAGAUGGAAAGACUGAUGAAACAUACAACAUAC